This is a messenger RNA of Anolis sagrei ordinatus, 2790 nucleotides long. NCBI's taxonomy places the organism in Eukaryota, Metazoa, Chordata, Lepidosauria, Squamata, Anolidae. The record is from RefSeq and is a predicted model, not a curated record.
UUUAGACUCAUCUCCCCUAGUUCCCUGCUUUCGGCCUUUCCAGUAACAUAAAGCACUUAUCAAAUUAGAAUUCUUCGGAAGCAGAAUGGCACAGACCAGACUAUAUUUAGCAUCAACAACCCAAAAGCAGCUGAAUCAGCUGACUGGAAGCUGCUGCUACCCUGGUGUGCAGCUUUGGUUUAGACAGCACAUAUUCAGUGCUGGAAAUCAAGGAGAACGGACAGCGCAGGAGAGACGCUGCAGAACCCGGAGGCUUAGAAGCAGUUGAUCUGUACCUGAACAGACAUCCUGAGAAAUGGCUCCCCGAAUAAGACUGAACUUAGCAAAACCUCUUCCAACCAUCACUGAAGCAUUUGAGGAUAUCUUGGAAGAUAUAACAAUUACCACAAAAGGAUUUGGAAAUGUUUAUAUGAAUCCAGAAUCUUUCUGCCAGCUAGCAAGAUCUUCCUUUCCAGUGCUUCCAGAAAGUAAAUAUAAGGUUCCAGAAGUUGAUAAACUUGGGAUGCUGCAUAAUAGUAAUAAAGUCUUAAAUAUUUCUGAGACAUCCAAAAUGGUUUCCAUGUACACCCUUCCUAAUAUGACGUCAUUAGAAAAAAAAAGCUUCAUUCUUGAUUGUCUCAAAACCUACUCCAGCUCAAUUGCUGAUCCAUUAGAAGAGCUAUGCACUGAAGCUCAGAAGAUCCCUCAGUGGAGAAGCCAUAAUGGCCAUGAAAACACUGAUACUGAGUGUUUAAAGCACCACUUCCAUGGUACCCAUCCAUUUUCAGUUCAAGAAAAAAUGCUAGAGAAACAAAAUGUUGUCAACUUCUUCCCCAGACUUCCUUCCCCAAGGCCACCUCAGAGAGAUGACAGCUGUUCAGAGCAAAAAGUUUUGAAAAACCAAGGCAGGAUGCAGACUCCAGCCCGCCGUCCCAAUAUGAAAGGAAACAACCUUCUCAGAGUUAAUGGUAAAUCAGUCUGGUUGCACCCACCCACAGAAACACCCCUGGGCUCCAAGGUUGUGAGAUCUUCACAAAGAGGGCAGAUGUUAAAGACAGCAGCUUUUCCUGAAGGAGAUCAAUUGAAGUAUAUUAUGUGUAGUCAAAAUAGGAAGGGAGAGGAAAGUAAUGAAGAAGGCCAUGGGAGGUAUUUCCACAUUGGACAAAGAGCUACUACAUUUGACUGGAUUUCAGAAUACCAGAGUGCUUGGAAAGCAGCAAAGGUGAGAGCUUGUCUGCUCCCUGCCAUUGCAGAAUCCUGAAUUGUUCUUGAAGUUGAAGAAAAUGAGGCUAGCAUUUCUCUCCUUCUUCUACUUCUUCAAGAGCAUUCUAUAGGAAGGCGUAUGUGUAAGUAGUUUUUUUGCUGGCACAGAAUGUUUGUUUACAGUAAAUGUAUGCAGCAGACUGUGGCGUGCCAAUGAUGACCUUGAAAACGUGUCGAGUUCCAGAGAAUUGAGCAAUGAGAACAAAAGGUAGCGCUUCAUGGAGAACACAUCUCAGGCUCAAAUAGCUUUGACAUUCCUAUAAUGUGUUUUGACAAUGACUGUUCAUUCUGUAACCCAUUCUGUCUUUGGGCUGUGUGAAUAGAGGCAAGCAGAAGAACGCCUUGAACUAAGCCAAAGACUAUGAAUGGAAGUCAGUUCAGAUCUCAGCUAUAAAGUCUUAUAGAAAAAUGUCUUGACAACCAGAUUUUAAGUUCUAUGUGGGUCAGUCUGCCACAUGAGCCUAGAUGUGCAAGCAUUUGAAAAACUCAUCUCCUGAAAAAAGGACAGAAAUUCUUUGGGCUGCCUUGCUGCUUUGGUUUACCAGGAAAAAUAAUAUAUGGGCAGACAAGCUGCUGCAUAAAUGUGGGUACAACUAGCUAUUAAUCUCUAUCCCUUCCCCCCUAUCCUUGUUUUUCAUGGUAUCUUUUUAGAAGGGCAUUGCGCCCUCCCCUCAGGUGUAACUUAUUAAUAGGAAGUAAACGCAGAAAAGCUCACAAAGAGUCCUUCGGAAAAAUCUUCUGCUCCUUCAUAAGUUAGAUCUGCAAAGUCAUAUAAACCUUUGUGAUUUGUUUAUUGCUGAUACUAAUGAAACAACUUUUUUUCUUUCCUGUAGUGAGGUUGUUUCACAAAAAUAAUGAUUUUGGGAAGAAUACAGUACUUUCCUCAUUGCACUGAAGCAAAUAAAUAGACUUUUCCCUUUCUAUUCAGAAGGGAAAGUCCUAAUGAUCAAUCUAGUAAAAGAAGUAGCUAAUUGGGUUUGCCACUUUUUGGUGUGUCUAGCUAUAAGAGGUGACAUUUAGGGAAACUUCCGGGUUUUUGUUUUUGACACUGGUGUGUCAAGUGUUGUGUUUAAUACCAUAUAUGUCUAUCAAUAUAAAACCAGUGAACAGAAACUGUGACUGAAUUAAUUAUGAAGAUUAAACACCUUGUCUGGAAUGCAAUGCUAAUUUUCCUCACAUAAACAAAUGGGAGGAGGAAUCAAGUUGGCUGUAUUUGUACUGUAUCUUCUUGCUGCUUGUCUAGUGUUAUUGUUUUGUAUUAAUUUUGUAGGUCACUUUUAAUGCAAUCUAAAAACGAUUUUGCAUUUUUAGUGAUUUUAGCAAUGUAGAUGGUGGUAUGCUAUAUAUUUUAAAAGCAUGUUAUCCCCCUUCCUUCAUUAAUGUUCUUAUGUAUUUGUGACAUCUAACAAAUUGAGCGAGUGCACGCAGGACUUGCAUGUAUGGCAUGUACCUGCAGUCAAAAAUUGAAUAUCUGAGUGUUUACUUGAAGAAGUUGGAAUAAAAACUUAUGAAUUUGUUGGGUUUCAAAUGGCCUAACAGGAACUGUUA